AUGUCUGCUAGUUCUUUUCAGGCGCGAGUCGAUUUGGUCUUUGUUGUCUCCGAUGGCAUGUCUGCCAAGCGGGGCGGCAUUUGGACUGUUGUACAGCCUCUUUAUGGGUUUCAAAACGUCCCGAGCGGAGAAGACGAGAUCAACCGGGCACAGCUCUUCGCAAGUGGCUUGCGCUUCGCAUGCCUGUUCAAUCAAGCCUGA
Molecule: messenger RNA, 201 nt
Organism: Penicillium longicatenatum
Lineage: Eukaryota; Fungi; Ascomycota; Eurotiomycetes; Eurotiales; Aspergillaceae
Exons: 1
Coding region: 1-201 (66 amino acids)
Source: RefSeq, a predicted model, not a curated record